ACAACGCACUUCGCUAGACGCAUUUAACAAUAUAGACAGAUCUAGAUGGCUCGUUAAUUUAAGCAAACGUCAAAUUCCGGAUUCGGUUUUGAGCUUUCUCAGCCUUGGCGAAAAUUUUGGUAUCCCCGUAUGUCCAUCCAAUAAAAAAGACAGAUUCUGUUCAGUUUUGGAAACCAUCAAAAGUUUCGAGAACAAUAUUUACAAGAUUCCAACCAACGCAGUAAAUACCAUUAGAAACGCUGUGACUACAUCUCUUCACAAAUUUAUUUCGAAUAAACCACACCACAGUUCUAUCGACAGACACAUUUUAAUUGAACACAAGAAAUGCAAAAAAUUUUUACACGACAAUAAAGAUUUAUUCGUCACGAAGGCUGAUAAAGGUCAAGUCACUGUAGUCAUGGACAGACUUGAUUACACCAACAAGAUGAACACAUUACUCAGUGAUCAAUCCACGUACAAAUGUAUAAAAAAAGAUCCGAUUAAACAACUGAGUACAAAGAUCAACACACUGGUGAAAUCAUGGCUGGACAACGGCAUUAUAGACGACCGCACUUAUCAAAACUUAAGAUCUACGAAUGGUAAUCUCCCCCGAUGUUAUGGCCUGCCAAAAAUCCAUAAAACUGGUCAUCCAUUGCGCAUUAUAGUUUCUGCACUAGGCAGCCCCAUCUACAAUGUCGCAAGUUUCCUUCAUGAGAUUUUACAAAAAUCUAUCCAGAAACCAGCUUCUCAUAUUAAAGAUAGCUGGGCCUUAGUUGAAGCCAUAAAAAACAAACCAAUUUCGGACAAUGAACUAUUAAUUUCAUUGGACGUCAAUGCCUUAUUCACCAAUAUCCCCAAAGAUUUAGUGUUCAAGGCUAUUGAGAAACGAUGGCAGAAAAUCUCUGAAGUGACAUUUUUCACCCUACCACAAUUUUUACACGCAAUAGAGACAGUUCUAGACUCCACCAGUUUCAGUUUCAAUGGAGUUAUUUAUGAACAGAUUUUUGGCAGUCCAAUGGGAUCCCCCUUGUCACCAAUUCUAGCGGACAUUGUGCUUGACGAUUUGGAAUCACAAUGUUUGCUAUCGUUAGGCUUCGAUCUACCUACAUAUUACAGAUAUGUGGACGAUGUUCUCACUAUCAUACCUGAUGACAAGAUAGACUUGGUUCUCACCAUAUUCAACUCUUAUCACCCUCGACUCAAAUUUACAUAUGAAAUAGAAAAUGACAAAUCCAUCAACUUUUUAGACACUUCAAUUAUCAGACAGAACGGUAAAUUAUUGACUAAUUGGUACAGAAAACCAACUUUUUCCGGCCGUUAUAUCAACUUUUUCUCGAGCCAUCCUUUAAAUUACAAGAUUAAUACUAUUAUCAACUUAGUGGACCAUGCAAUCUUGCUAUCGGAUGAACAGUUUCACAGCUCCAACAUGACACUUGUCAAGGAGAUCCUCACUAACAAUGGCUUUCCAACACAGUAA
Vollenhovia emeryi is the source of this 1456-nucleotide messenger RNA. RefSeq lists its product as uncharacterized. Lineage: Eukaryota; Metazoa; Arthropoda; Insecta; Hymenoptera; Formicidae. The transcript has a single exon. The record is from RefSeq and is a predicted model, not a curated record. The annotation marks the transcript as partial.